This is a messenger RNA of Caenorhabditis elegans, 1020 nucleotides long. RefSeq names its product Seven TM Receptor (gene str-43). The record is from RefSeq and is marked reviewed. The coding region runs from base 1 to 1020 and encodes 339 amino acids. NCBI's taxonomy places the organism in Eukaryota, Metazoa, Nematoda, Chromadorea, Rhabditida, Rhabditidae. The transcript is spliced from 4 exons.
AUGCAUCUCUCCCACGAAAUUUCCUACCAGUUUUCACAAUUUGGGUUUGUUUCUUCGUUAAUUUGCAAUUCGGUAUUUCUGUAUCUCACUGCGUUCCGCAUCAAAAAAAUCACUGGAACAUAUAAACUAAUGGUCUUAGUAUUUGCUUCUGUUGGAAUCGUUUUCUCAGCAUGGGAUUUGAUUGCGCGACCAUUUGCACACAGUUUCAAUGCAGGAUUCGUAUAUUUCAGCUUGAACUCUUUGAUUCAAGAAUAUCCAUACUUUUUUCAAUUUGCAAUCCUACUAUAUGCCAGUUUUUAUAUAGUAAUUUUGGCAAUUAUUGCAGUGCAGUUCGCCUUUCGUUAUUCAACUCUAUAUAAACCAAAUAUUGCCAAGAACUUUGGGGGAUAUGGAGUUAUAGUUUGGAUGCUUUACUGUAUAUUUUGUGGGCUUAUUUAUGGGGCUGCACUGGGCCAUUUUGGGCAUCCUGAUGAUUAUUCUGAUGAUUACAUGAGUGAACCGGUUCAAAAAAUGUACAACUACAGUAUUACUUCCUUGCCACGUUUCCCGAUCAUCCCUUACGCGGCAGAUGGAUCUGUGAGAUGGAACAAUAUCUACUUUCUAAUUAUUGGAGUGUUCAUCAUAAACAUACAAUAUGUUAUAAUACUUUAUUUCGGUGUCCGCAUGCGUACAAUCCUUAAGAACGAGCUCCAACAACAAUCAAUUGUGAAUCAAAAACUUCAAAAGCAAUUCUUUAAAGCUCUUGUAGUACAAACUGUUGUUCCAACAUUAUUUUUUGUACUGCCAAUUGCUCCUAUUCUAAUUGCCCCGUUAUUUGAACCACUAAUCACAAUUAAGAUGAACCUACCAUCUGGGUGGGUGUAUGUCAUUGUGAGUAUGUUCCCACCUGUUGAUACAAUUGCUUUCAUGAUUAUUGUAAAGGAAUACAGAACAGCUUUAAAAGAUUUAUUCAAUGUGAUUUUUUGGAACAAAUUUAAUGCAGUUAGCGAUGUGUCAACAAGGACUUCCCGAACAACAUAA